Molecule: messenger RNA, 4383 nt
Organism: Oncorhynchus gorbuscha (pink salmon)
Lineage: Eukaryota; Metazoa; Chordata; Actinopteri; Salmoniformes; Salmonidae
Gene: nabp1a
Product: nucleic acid binding protein 1a
Exons: 7
Coding region: 927-1634 (235 amino acids)
Biological process (GO): double-strand break repair via homologous recombination; mitotic cell cycle checkpoint signaling; response to ionizing radiation
Cellular component (GO): SOSS complex
Molecular function (GO): DNA binding
Source: RefSeq, a predicted model, not a curated record
UUGACGUAGUUAGGGGGCAUUGUUUGAAGAGCAGGGGGGUGCGUGCCACAGUUGUCUAGAUAUAAACUCGCCGAGAAUUUUCUUUAGCCAUAAUUCAAGUCUAAUUACUAGCAACACUUGAAUUUACGUUUAUCAAAUAAUUAUAUAUAGCGGCCAUGUAUUAGCAACAUAGACACGUACGAGUUUGUGUUGUAACAAAGCUGAAGUUGUACAGCUAACGUUAGCUAGCGCUACUUCCUCCAUCAGACUAGAAAUGAGUGUUAAUGUUAGCUAUAUUUUAUAAUUGAGCCAACAUCAGUCUUUUUCGUUAUGUAAGUAGUUAGUUAGUUCAAGUAAAGCACACGUUUUGCUUAAACUCACCAUUGUGAGAAUAUUCAGGCUAACGUUACUGCUGUAGCUAGUUAGCACCAGAUGAGGAAAGAGAACUGAAUUGUCAGGCGGUUUAACAUUUUUGACGUUCAUAUUUUUUUAUUCACCAUAAACUGGUGUUUUAGGUUAAUACUUAGCACCGCAAGCAUAUCGUUUAAUUAAGUUGGCUAGCUUUAUGUAGUGUUUUUUCACGUGUAACUAAGAUUGUUCUAGCAGGAAGUAUAGUAACCUUAAGAGAAUAGCUUGGUAGAAAAUGGAGUAAAGUAGCUACAGUAGUCCAUCCAUUGAAAGCAAAAGUAACGUUAGCUUGUUAUCCUUUUGGAGGCUAGCUUUAUAAAUCGGGAACCCCACAUCUCAUUUGUUUCAGGUUGUGGCAAAAAAAAAACGUUUCUCAAAUAACUUUGUAUAGACCGCUAGCAAGUUAUGACAAUCCCUUUAUGUUGAAAACUAACGUUAGCUGGCUAGUUUGCUGCUAGCUUCCGACCGAAUGCUGCUACCGAUUGCAUAGCUUUCUAGACAGCUUGCUAGCGUGUCACUUUCCCAAUUGCAUCCUAAAGAUGUCGAACGCCAUAAACGAAGGUCUGUUCUUGAUAAAAGACGUGAAGCCUGGAUCGAAAAAUUUAAAUAUCGUAUUCAUUGUUUUGGAAAUAGGGCCAGAGGAACAAUUGAGUCGAUUGUGCAACUUAGUGCAAACAUGUCAUCGACGGGUAACCAAGACGAAGGAUGGCCAUGAGGUGCGUUCCUGCAAGGUAGCGGACAAGAGCGGAAGCAUCGCCAUCUCUGUCUGGGACGAGCUGGGCAGCCUCAUUCAGCCUGGGGACAUUAUCAGGCUGACCAGAGGCUACGCCUCCAUGUGGAAGGGCUGCCUGACCCUGUACACUGGAAGAGGUGGAGACCUGCAGAAGAUCGGAGAGUUUUGCAUGGUGUAUUCCGAAGUGCCUAACUUCAGUGAGCCCAACCCAGAUCUGCUAGCCCAGAACAACCAGCAGAACAAGACUGGCAAAUCGGAUCAGAGGGGGAAUUCUCCGCCUAAUCAGAAUUCAGGUACACCUGCUCAGUCAGGUAACGGUGCCAUGAUACCAUUUGUCAACAACAACAGUUCUCCCUCCACUCCUCGUGACCCGGUCUUUGGGGGUGUGGGGAGGACUAACGGCCGUUCCCCUGGCAGCACAGCUCCUCCAAUGUCCGCUGUGGGACCUCCCAGUGCCCCCAAGCCUUCGGUCACUAUUAGCAAUGGCAGGGACCCCCGGCGUGCCAAGAGAUGAAACUGGCAUUAGGGACAUCUUUCCCACGACCUCUUAACCCCCAACCCCCCCACUCUCUCCUUUCCAUCUACCUUUUGAACAAGCCAAACCUGGCAUUCACAACAUUAUCACUGAAAAAGACUAGUUUCUGAUCUGCAGCUUAUACUGGUUAACCUAGGCGACGUUGUCUUUCUCUAGUUGAGCUAAUCUUUGUUGGUUAUGCUGUCAAUUGCAUAAAGCACCUCACUGAAUAAUUGUGACCUAAACAUGAACACAGUAGCAGGACUUGCAACGCUCUGGACAUAAAGUAAGUUUACCCACUUCCACCACCAUCAUUGCCAAUUUUGUGCCAAUGUUAUUGACAACCCUCCCUGUGCCUCCCUCUCGCCCAUCUUGUUGGCUGAAACUAUACACCCUACUUGACCACUAGAUGCACUUUCUUCUCUCUAAGUCAAAGUGAAUGCAUCACUAAUUUGAUUAAGUAACAGAUUACUGCUGAUGGGGAAAGCCUUACGUAGGCGAAACAACUUUUUGGACAGAAUUAACUAACAAAACCCCCCUUGGAAGGAUCACAACUCCCUUCUCAACCAAAACAUAUCAAAAGUGACUGAAAAGAAAGGUGAUAGUUUGAUUUUUAACGGUAGGUCAAUUAGAUUUAGUUGAGAAUGGCUACAGUUUUCUUGAGGACUAGUUUAUUUGCUGUCCAGUUAUGAACAAUACAUUUGUUUAGGUUGGAACACUUAAGAGGUUCACCCAAAUAUAUUUUACUGACAUUUUGAUUUCUGUUUAAUCUCUGAGAUAGAUGGUGAAGUAGCUAAUGAGUGCAAUAAAUAAUAUUGUCACAUUUAACUCUAGCUAUGUUCCUCAUUCUGUCAAACAACUUUAAUCAAGACUGAGUAAUACAUUUAAUCUGUUUUAUCACAUGAACACAUUUCCAAUGAAAGACAGACAGCGUUUCUGAUAUGUCAAAACUAGCCAUAAGGCUAAUAUCCUUAACUUUAAUCGAUAGUCCUGAGGCUUAUUCAGUAGGAGGAAAUAUUUACCUUUUACCGUUGCAUGUCUACCCUGUGGGGCGGUUUCCCAGACAGGUUAAACGUAGUCCAGGACAAAAAAUUAUACUCAAUGGAGAUUCCAAAUGGAAAGUAUUUUAGUCUAGGACUAGGCUUAAUCUCUGUCCAGGAAACUGUCCCUAUAUGUCUAUCUGAAACACUUAAAAUGAUGACCUCUAGGGGUCACCCAACUGCCCUCAAGUAGAGAGACAUCUUGAAGAUGUGUCAUGUGGUGUUUUUUUAUAUACCACCAUUAUACAGUGCCCUCCAGUGUCCAUCCACUCAAGUUCUUGGCCUUGCGCAGGAAACUCUUUCCAUGAAGGGCCAAGAGUCUGCUGGUUUUUGUUAAGACCUAGUCAACCAGGUGAGAGGAGUGCCUUACUAAUCAGCGACCAUAUUUGAUCAAGUGCAAGAGCAAAAACCAGACACUCGGCCCUGUGUGGAAUGAGUUUGACACGUGCCUUACUGGGAUCAUUUGGGCUGCUGCUUAAAACAACUAGUGCUUUUUUGGUAGUCGUCUGUGCCAUAUUGUACCCUUCAAUUAGAUUGUUAUGAUCAAAGUUUAUAAUCCAUGCUUUGCAAUCUUAUUUCCCAAGUUCAGUUGGAAUGACCUCCAUUGUGUCAUAGUGCAGUUUUGGCAAUAGUCUGAACUAAACGAAGCCUUCAGAAGGCCUACAUAUGUUCAAGUAAUUUAUAAGCAGAUAUAUAAAAAUGCAUUCCAAAUGUGUUAACCCUUAAGUACGUUUGCUUCUAGCCACUAACAGAAGCUCAUUCAGAGAUCUAGACAAAUGUUAAGAGACAAGUCCCAUAUGACAGUUAUUUUGGCCCAUUGAAUAUGGUUAGUUAAUAUUGUGAGAAAAAAUGCAGUAUGAUGACAUUUAGUACUAUCCUUAUUUUACCCCAGUGGUCUGUUUUGAAACUUAUUUUGUAACCACGCAUUGCAAGAGACUAAACACACAUGGCCUCAUAUCCUAUGUUUCACAAAGCACCUCUGACCACAGACAGGGAAGGCUUUGGCCUAUGAGAAUUUUCCCGGCACUCACUGAUAGGCACUGUGUCACGUUUCUCAAAAGAAAAAUAGCUUCAGGCUAUUCUGGAUAUGAAUUAACAUUUAUAAAAAUAAAUGGUUAUCUACUCUUUGAUAUUCCAAAAUAGGGCUGGUUUCCCAGACCCAGAUAAAGCCUAUUCCUUUACCAAAAAGCACUUUAAAUGAAGACUCAUUGAGCAUGCAUUUUAGCUCACGACUAGGCUUAAUCUGUGUCUGGAAACUGGCUCAUAUAAAAAUAAGCAAUGUAAUACAGUGAGUGCUUACUCAGUUGUUGGGUAUGUGAGCUUUAUAGUUUGAAAUGUAUAAAAUAUUUCAGAGACAAAUCGUUGGUUGAAUAAAUGUACAGUGCAUCAGACACUUUGACAGGACAACAGCACAAUAUUUUUGUAAUAUGUCUUUGGUAUGUUAUGAAAUGUGCUCCUAAAAGUGAGUGUGCAUGUGUUUUUUGUAUAUGUAUGAACUAAAUCCUGGGUGGUAAAAGUUGAUCACAAUGAAAGUGGAAGUGUGGAGAUAUAGCUGGUGAUUAGACUAAGAAUUGUGUCCUUGGAGUCAUUUUCUGCUCUCAGAUGCUUGAAAACAAAUGUACGCUUUGAAAUAAGAUAAACAUUACCUCGCACAUGUGCAUGCCAUAUAAUGUUUAAUCUUCCUAAUAAUGAUUAUUCUCUUACGGUUA